Molecule: messenger RNA, 1824 nt
Organism: Epithele typhae
Lineage: Eukaryota; Fungi; Basidiomycota; Agaricomycetes; Polyporales; Epitheliaceae
Product: subtilisin-like protein
Exons: 9
Coding region: 1-1824 (607 amino acids)
Biological process (GO): proteolysis
Molecular function (GO): serine-type endopeptidase activity; tripeptidyl-peptidase activity
Source: RefSeq, a predicted model, not a curated record
AUGUUGCUCUCCAACCGCGUCCUCGUCGCUCUCGCGCUCGCAGCCUCCGCGCUCGCGGCCUCCCCCUCCUCCCCCCGAGUCGCACACGAGUCGCGCGCCGCCCCUCCACGCGGCUGGGCCCCCGCCGCCCUCCUCACCGUCUCCCACCCCUCCUCGCCCGACUACGGCGCCCACUGGAGCCCCGCCCGCGUCGCCGAGACCUUCCGCCCCACGCCCGAGGCCGCCGCCACCGUGCGUGCGUGGCUCGCGGACGCCGGUGUCGCGGGCGCGCGCCUCAGCCGGAGCGGUGGCUGGGUCGAGGCGGACGUGAGCGUCGCGGAGGCCGAGGCGCUGCUCGGGACGGAGUACUUCGUGUACCGGCACGCGGACGGGCGCGAGCAGCUCGCGUGCGAGGGGCGCUACCACCUCCCGGAGGACGUCGCCGCGCACGUGGACCUCCCAGUGGUGCACAGGCGGGACAAGGCGUCCAAGGCGUCCCAGGUCGGCCAGCCGGGCUUUGGCCCGGUCUCGCCCAAGACCACUGGGACGAUCAGCGUGGGUGCUUUGGAAGAUGAUAUCUUCCAUGAGCUCGAGCAGUGUGACACGCAGAUCACGCCGGACUGCAUUCGCGCGCUCUAUGGGUUCCUUUAUGAACCGCUUGCAGCGAGCAAGAAUUCCAUCGGAAUCGUGGAAUACACACCUCAAGCCUACGUUCCGUCGGAUUUAGACAUGUUCUUCACCAACUUUUCGAAAUCUCAAGUCGGCCAGCGCCCUGUUAUGGAUAGCAUCGACGGCGGAACCAUCGACGUGGGUGGCUCUGGAUUCGGUUACAACGGCGAGUCCAACCUGGAUCUGCAAUACGCGAUGUCGCUUGUCGGAAAGUCCCAGAAAGUCACUUUGUACCAGGUUGGCGACGAGGUCCAAGGUGCUUCGUUCAACAACUUCCUUGACGCCCUCGACGGCUCUUUCUGUACCUUUGAGGGUGGUGACGACCCGACCCAGGAUGGUGUUUAUCCUGACCCCUACGACGGCGGCUACAAAGGCCCCGAGGACUGUGGGACCGUCUCCCCCGCCCACGUGAUCUCGACCUCCUACUCCUACGACGAAGUCGAUCUCACUCCCGCUUACAUGGAGCGCCAGUGCGCCGAGUACGCCAAGCUCGGGCUCAUGGGUGUCACCAUGCUCUACUCCUCUGGCGACUACGGCGUCGGGGGCUACGGCGACGUCUGCCUCGACGACACCGGCGCGCCCUCCUACGACGGCACACGCUUCUCGCCCUCCUUCCCCGGGACGUGCCCGUACGUGACCUCGGUCGGCGCGACGCAGGUGAACCCUGGUGCGUCCGUGACGGACCCCGAGAGCGCGUGCGAACAGGUGAUCUACUCCGGCGGUGGCUUCUCGAACGUCUUCGCGAUGCCGAGCUGGCAGAAGGACGCGGUGAGCGGCUACCUGACCAAGUACCCGCCGCCGUACUCGACGGAGCUGUGGAACGCGACGGGCUCGCGCGCGUACCCGGACCUGUCCGCGAACGGCGCGAACUACGUCGUCGCCGUCCAGGGCGACUUCUUCCUCGUGUACGGCACCUCCGCGUCCUCGCCCGUCAUGGCCGCGAUCCUCUCCGCGGUGAACGACGCGCGGCUGGCGGUCGGGAAGAAGCCGAUCGGGUUCAUCAACCCCACCAUUUACUCGAAGGCGUUCAAGUGGGCGUUCAACGAUAUCAAGAACGGGACGAACCCUGGGUGCGGCACUGUCGGUUUCUCGGCGAAGCCUGGUUGGGACCCCGUCACCGGCGUGGGCACGCCCAACUUCCCUAUCCUCCUCGCGGAGUGGCUCCUCCUGCCGUGA